Molecule: messenger RNA, 1945 nt
Organism: Austrofundulus limnaeus
Lineage: Eukaryota; Metazoa; Chordata; Actinopteri; Cyprinodontiformes; Rivulidae
Product: low-density lipoprotein receptor-related protein 5
Biological process (GO): canonical Wnt signaling pathway
Cellular component (GO): plasma membrane
Molecular function (GO): Wnt receptor activity; Wnt-protein binding
Source: RefSeq, a predicted model, not a curated record
UUUUCAAGGUUUUGCAGGUAGUCUGUGAUCUGUUGAGCAUCUCUUGAAGGUCUAUGUAGUGGUGUCACUCUAUUGUGGAUAUUUUGUCCUGGUAAUCAAGUGUCGAGGACCGCUGUGAUUCUUCCUUUGCCAGCUGGUAAAAUGGUGAUGUUUUGGUUUAGGCUGAGAGUUGUUACAGCUUUUUUUCCCCCUGUGAUGAAAGCUUUGAAGAUGAUGGCUUAACACUGAAGAGGGUUACCUUCAUGUUGAGUUGUUCUGCCUUGACUUGAGGUGAUUCAGUAGCAAUGAUUGGUUCUACAACAGGCACAUUUUUGGAGGAGAAAUGGCUAAAUUCAUACUGUUUAUUUUUGAGGGGGCGGGGCUUCAUUGGUGGGCCAAAGGAAAUCACCCCUGGGCCAGAUGUGGCCUGUGGGCCAGCAGUUGCCCAUCCAUGUUUUAAAAUAUGCCACGUCAUCCCAUUUGUUGUUAUCUUGGAAGCUCAGAAAAAUCUUCUGCAAACACAUUCUGAUAGAUCAACAUCUAAUGAUUACUUUCUGAGAGUUUCAUGGGAUAUUUUGCUAACAUUCAGAAUGCACUCACUCAUAUAAAGAAAUGCAAAAAAAUAAAGUGACCCGCUAUAGCCGUUCAGCGGCGGGUGAUAGGCUAUAAACAAAACAAAGCAAACGAAGAAGAAAAGUUUCUCCUCGUACCGGUGUCGUGUUAAGGCUCCGCCCACUAAGGCCUGCCCUUUUCUUCGUGCGCGAGGCUAAUGGUCCAAAAUAUAAAGAAGCGCGAGCGUCUCUAAAGGAAAAAAGUAACUAAAGAGUGACUCUCCGGCCGAACACACAGUAAACUAGCUCCUUCACAUUUACCCGAACUUCAUAAAGUCGGAGAGGAGCGGCCAUCUUUGACCCAACAUGGAGCGGGAGUUCUGGAUCUGAAGGACCUGAGAUGGGUGGUCUGCUGGCCGAGCUGCUGCUGCUGCUCUGGAGCUGCCUGUUGUUGCUGGCCCAGCUUCACGCCUCACCCCUGCUCCUUUUUGCCAACCGACGUGACGUGCGAUUGGUAGAUGCAGACUUUGUACGGGGUGAGUCGGCCGUUGUGGUCAGUGAUCUGGAGGAUGCAGCAGCAGUGGACUUCCUGUAUGCCGAGGGUCUGAUAUUCUGGACUGAUGUCAGUGAGGAGGCCAUCAAACAAACACACUGGAAUCAGUCGUCCAACUCUCUUAAAGAGGUUCUGGGAACGGGCCAAACUGUUGUGGUGUCAGGACUGAAUAGUCCCGAUGGACUAGCGUGUGACUGGUUGGGUAAAAAGCUCUACUGGACGGAUUCAGACACCAAUCGAAUUGAAGUGGCCAACUUAGAUGGCACCUCCAGAAAAGUCCUGUUCUGGAUGGACUUGGACCAACCCAGGGCUAUUGCCCUUAAUCCAGGACAACGAUACAUGUACUGGACGGACUGGGGAGAAGAGCCCAGGAUAGAGCGUGCAGGCAUGGACGGCAGUAUCAGGCAGGUGAUCGUGAACGAGGACAUCCACUGGCCCAACGGACUCACCAUAGACCUGGUAGAAGAGAAGCUGUACUGGGCUGACGCCAAACUUAGCUUCAUUCACAGAGCAAACCUGGACGGAUCAGCACGGGAAGAAGUGGUGGAAGGCACCCUGACCCAUCCUUUUGCACUAACUCUGUCCAAGGAGACGUUGUACUGGACCGACUGGCAGACUCGCUCCAUACAUGCCUGUAACAAACACAGUGGAGACAAAACCAGGGAAAUCCUCAGUGGGAUUUAUUCUCCGAUGGACAUCCAGGUUCUGGAGCCCUACAGACAACCUUAUAUCCAGACUCCUUGCAGUGACAAUAAUGGAGGUUGCAGUCAUCUUUGCCUACUUUCUCCUGUGCAACCGUUCUACAGCUGCGCCUGUCCAACAGGAGUUCAGCUUAAAGCAGAUGGAAAGACGUGCAAACCAG